AUGGGGCAAUGUUUGAGGUACCAGAUGCACUGGGAGGACUUGGAAGAAUACCAGGCCUUGACCUUCUUGACCAGAGAUGAAAUCCUGUGCAUCCACGACUCCUUCCUGAAGCUCUGUCCCCCUGGGAAGUACUACAAGGAGGCCACCUUGACCAUGGACCAGGUCAGCUCCCUGCCGGCUCUGAGGGUCAACCCUUUCAGAGACCGAAUCUGCAGAGUGUUCUCCCACAACAAUGUGUUCUCCUUCGAGGAUGUGCUGGGCAUGGCAUCCGUGUUUAGCGAGCAGGCCUGCCCCAGCUUGAAGAUCGAGUACGCCUUCCGCAUUUACGAUUUUAAUGAGAACGGCUUCAUCGACGAGGAGGACCUGCAGAGGAUCAUCCUCCGACUGCUCAACAGCGACGACGUGUCAGAGGACCUCCUGACCGACCUCACCAGCCACGUCCUGAAUGAGUCAGAUCUGGACAAUGACAACGUGCUGUCUUUCUCAGAGUUUGAACACGCGAUGGCCAAAUCUCCAGACUUCCUGAACUCCUUUCGGAUUCACUCCUGGGGAUGCUGA
This is a messenger RNA of Eubalaena glacialis (North Atlantic right whale), 558 nucleotides long. It is a transcript of the gene CIB4, whose product is annotated as calcium and integrin binding family member 4. The transcript has 7 exons. Gene Ontology annotation, molecular function: calcium ion binding. The record is from RefSeq and is a predicted model, not a curated record. NCBI's taxonomy places the organism in Eukaryota, Metazoa, Chordata, Mammalia, Artiodactyla, Balaenidae. The coding region runs from base 1 to 558 and encodes 185 amino acids.